Molecule: messenger RNA, 1355 nt
Organism: Engraulis encrasicolus (European anchovy)
Lineage: Eukaryota; Metazoa; Chordata; Actinopteri; Clupeiformes; Engraulidae
Gene: prr13
Product: proline rich 13
Exons: 4
Coding region: 110-589 (159 amino acids)
Source: RefSeq, a predicted model, not a curated record
AUGGCUUGGUAAGCGCUGGAACCCGGAAGAAUCACACCCCCGCUGUUUUUCUCGACGAACGAACGUGUUGGUUGGUGAGGAAAGUGUGGUUUGAGUGAAUCAAGUCGUCAUGUGGCCUGGUCCACCUAACCCAAGUGCCCCUCCUCCUCCCGGCUAUCCAGGGGUCCCCAAUCCAGCAUACCCCCCUGGAUCCAAUCCAGUGUACCCUCCUGGUAUGAACCCAGCCAUGCCUCCUGGGCCAAUGCCUCACGGCCCGAUGCCCCCUGGCGCUCCCGGGCCACCUGGAUACUUUCCACCAGGCCCCCCACCUGCAUACCCAGGUGGCCAGCCUCCUCAUAUCCCCCCUGGCGGGGCCUACCCAGGUCACCCCCCCGGGGGUCACCACCCCGGUAUGGGCCCCAUGAUGGGCGGCCUGGCUGGGGGUGUUGCAGGGGCAGGGAUGGGGGUGGCGGGACACAAGGCCCACAAGAAAAUGAAAAAGAUGAAGAAGGGAAAGAAGCACAAGGAGCACAAACAUGGCAAACAUGGGAAGCACGGCAAGCAUUCCUCCAGCAGCAGCAGCAGCAGUAGUAGCAGUGACUCAGACUGAAGUUGUCAGCAAUCCAGCCAACAGCACGGCCCACCUUGCCACAUGUGGUACACAACACUAGGUGGCUUGCUUUGCUAAAAUUUGUCUUACCAGUGCUUUGUAUGACAUUCUACUAUUUUGUUAUACGUUUGGUAUGCCUCCAUGAAAGAGUUUAGUUUAGAAUACUAAUUAUUGCAUUAUUUACACGACUCACCUUGUCGACUGCUUUAACUUUUUGUCUUGAACAUCUUGAACCUCAUGAUGUAUUUUGGCUUUCAUGGUAUGUUUGACACCGCAGGAUAUUGGAAUUGUGGGUCUACUGUAUAUUGUAUUUUUACAAGUGGAAUUUCUAUUGAUGGUGAUUUGGUUUGUUAGUAGCAGCAUGAAUUUGACAAUCUUCUCACUGAUGAAGAACUGUGCAGAUUAGAAUGUGCCUUAUUAUGGAAGUGCAGACACUGAGUUAGACUAUGCAAUCGUCAAUAAAAUCCCAACAGACUAGUCAUGUUGAUCAAUGAUCAGUGUUCUUUUCUCUUGGAUACAAUGUUGCCAUUUCCCGUCAAACAGGCCUAAAUGUUUGAGUAUGUAAUGAAAAAGUAGAAUUAAUUUAUUAUUCACAAGUUACAGACAUGUAAAAUGAUGGUCUUAUGUGUGAGGGAAUAUUUUGCACACACAGUGUUUUUUUUUAUUUGAAUGAAAUUGUGAUUAAAAUAUAUAUUUAUGUAACACCAUGAUGCUUUGAAAAAUCUAUCUCACACUAAAUAAAAUAUUGAUUUGUGAAAACUAAAAA